UAGUGAAAGUUUUAAGUAGGUUAAGAAAAUCUACUACAACGACGCAACAAUAGUCCAGGGACUUUCAGAAGCAAAAGCCUUUUCAGAUUAGUUUUCAGCAACAGGAGCUUCAAGAAAGGGUUAGAAAAAAUGUGGAAUGCUGGAUGCUGUGAUGAAAAGCAAGCUCAUCUUGUCUUGGUAUGUUAGAUGUGAAGGGGCAGGGCUAGGGUGAUGGCUCAUUAUGUGCUUUGCUGGGGAGGUGGGGCCUUGGAGGAUAAUUACAUGUAUGCCCCCCACCCUGCCAUAUACCGAGAGAGGCCAUCACGGCCUGUGUCCGAGUCUGAUCCAGAUGUGGCUGAACAAUUGGCUCUGGACAGUACUGAAACUCUAGCCAAUGGCAAUAAAGCUGACCUCAAGGCUGCUAAACGGCUGGCCAAACGCUUGUACAAUCUCGAUGGAUUUAAGAAGUCAGAUGUGGCACGACACCUGAGCAAGAACAAUGAUUUCAGUCGCAUGGUUGCAGAGGAGUAUCUGAGUUAUUUCAACCUUUCAGGGAUGAGAGUGGAUCAAGCACUGAGAGUGUUUUUAAGAGAGUUCGCCCUAAUGGGCGAGACACAGGAGAGGGAGCGAGUACUGUCCCAUUUCUCUAGAAGAUACCUCCAGUGCAACCCAAACACAAUACCAAAUGAAGACAGUGUUCACACAUUGACUUGUGCUGUGAUGCUGCUCAACACUGAUCUGCAUGGUCAUAAUAUUGGAAAGAGGAUGUCCUGCACACAGUUCAUUAAUAACCUGGAGGGGUUGAAUGAUGGACAAGACUUCCAAAAACAUCUUCUCAAGGCUCUUUACAACUCUAUCAAAAAUGAAAAACUUCAGUGGACAAUCGAUGAGGAGGAACUGCGGAAAUCUUUCUCUGAGCUAGAUGGCAGGAAAGACUCUGCAUCGCACACCAUGAAGCGUUUCAGCAGUGGAGGAAACCCCCUCGUCAGUGUCGCUCAACAGUCCAGUGCUCAGGUCUACAAUAACGGCUUUCUCGUGCGCAAAGUUCAUGCUGAUCCUGAUGGCAAGAAAACUCCACGAGGUAAAAGAGGGUGGAAGACAUUCUAUGUCAUCCUAAAAGGACUGAUUCUCUACCUGCAAAAGGAUGAAUAUCGUCCAGAUAAGCAGCUGUCUGAUGAGGACUUGAAGAACGCAGUAUCAAUCCAUCAUUCUUUAGCUAUGCGGGCAGCAGACUACAGCAAGCGGCCCAACGUGUUUUACCUUCGUACUGCAGACUGGAGAGUCUUUCUCUUUCAGGCCCCCAAUGCAGAGCAAAUGCAGUCCUGGAUCACCCGCAUCAACACUGUGGCCGCUAUGUUCUCUGCCCCUCCCUUCCCAGCAGCCAUUGGCUCCCAAAAGAAGUUUAGCCGUCCUCUUCUGUCAGGCUCAAGCACCAAGCUCUCACAGGAGGACCAGCUUAAGUCUCAUGAGACACGGUUUCGAGCCAUUUCUGCCGAGCUCCAGGACCUGCGCUCUUCUACUCAAGACCGCAGGACCAAAAGCAAGGACCAGGAAGAGUACAAGCAAAGGGAAGAGUAUCUGGACUUUGAGAAAACACGCUACGGAACAUAUGCAAUGCUUCUGAGGGCUAAAAUCCGAACAGGGGAAACAGACCUGGCGGCAUUUGAGUCCCAUUUGUUUGACGAUGGCGGCCUACAGAGGGAUCAUUCCAGCCCCACGCUACCGGAGGACAACAGCCAUGCCAGCAGCACCAAAGAGUCGAGCAGGAGCAGCAGCAGCGCCGCCCGCAGCAGCAGCAGCAAGAGAAGCAAGCGCUCAGACGCUCAGAGACAUAGCUACAGACAUGCUGUCAAACAGUGAGAUGUCAUGGAUGCAAGGGGACAGUGUGUCCCAUCAGAUGGUAGCAUGUUCCAGAGUUGGGAACCCUUCACAGAAAAGGCCCUUUGCCCCUGAAUUGUUCUGCUAUAGUCAACUCUACAGAUACCAUUCGCUGUGCUCCUUGUUGUGCUACCAUCCUGUCUAUUUAGCAAUUUACAUAAUACAUGUGGGGCUUUAUUGUGGAAACAUUUAUACACCAAUUUUAUGUAGGACAAAUUUAUAACAUUUUUAAAACUAAUAAAAAUGUUUGUUUUUUUUCCUCUAAUAUUGCAAUGAUGCACAUGAUUUGGUAUAUUGUCCAUGAUUUUAAAAAGCCUGAUUGUAAAAAGACAUUAUACAAUUUACUGUGGAUUCACUUGUUUGAGUCCAAACUGUAAUGCAGUAUGAAAUAUGAGACAAAAUAAUUGCAUGCAUAAAGAGCUGAGCCGCCUGCUUUAAAAUACACUGUCGAUUGAUAUAUUUGAAACAAUGUAAGUUAAUCUUUAUCUUUUUUGAAAGCUUCUUUACGUGUCUAUCAAAUGUGAGUUGAGAAUCUAAAAUAAUACCUAAGAAAUUCAACUCAUUUACCUAUUCUAUUUCUUUAUUUUGUAUCUUUUUUGUUUUGUUUUUUGUAAUUAAAAUUUUUUAUUGAUUCAAAGAAAAAACACAACAGAGAAAAACAACACAUACACACUGAAUCAACAUUUAACUUUUAACCCUCACUAAUAUCCCUCCCCAAACACCAACCCCACCCUAACCCCAACGAACACCCCCGUGGUCACAUAAAAUAAUACACACACAAACAAACAAACCAAAAAUAUAUAUAUAUAAUAAAUAAAUAAAAUAUAUAAUAAACAUACAUAAUUAAACUAAACUUCUCUCUCCUCAUCCCUUCCCUGAGAGUCCCCCAAACCCCUGCCUUCUACCUGCCAUCUCCUCAAAAGCUGCCACCCUCCCCAUCUCCGCACACCACACUGGAAAUGGUGGUGCUCCGUCCGACUUCCAACCCUUUAAAAUAAUUUGUCUGCCAAUCAUAAUGCUAGUCAGAACCCAAUUUUUUACAUAUUUGUCCCCCAAAUUUAUGACUGCCCCAUCGCCCAAAAUACAAAGUCUGGGGCAAAGUAAAAUCUGAGUACCCAAAACGUCACACAAAUAACUCUGAAACUUCAACCAAAAAUCUUGGAUCUUAACACACCCCUGCCAACUUCUGAUUGGCAUCGCCAGCAGGUGGGUGUGUCUUUAAGACCAAGCCUAUAUAAUCUAGAGGGCGUCCAAUAGAAUCGAUGUAAAAUCUUAAAUUGCAUAAGGUGAACUCUUGCAUCUCUAGAUGCAGACUUGACAUUUUUUAGAAUCCUAGCCCACACUCCCUCCUCCAAUACCAAGUUUAAAUCUUUCUCCCAUAAUCUCUUGAUAGAAGUUAAAGCUUCAUCCCCCAGACUCUGAAUUAACAGGGAGUAAUACACUGAUGCCUCACGAUCUUUAUUUUGUAUCUUAAUUUUCAUUGUUUCUUUUUGUUUUCUAAUAGAGAAACACAUAGAAACUGUUUUUCUGACGUUUGAAGUGAGGUGAUUAUUUUGGAGCCACUGAGAUAUCCCCUCUAAGUUGCCAUUUAAAAUCUCAGCUGCUUUUGCUGGAGUUUUAGUUGAUGUAUGAAAAACAUUGUUGUCAGCAUAAAGCUGACACUUAAUAUCUGAGCAGCAACUUUGCAAAUAAUUUAUAAAUAAACUAAAAAGGAAUGGACCUAAAAUUGAACCUUGGGGUAUUCCUAGUUCCUAGUGCACAGUUACCACACAUGGCUCUCUUUUUUGUAGGUAAGAGGCAAACUACUCAGAUGUUUGAUUACUAAAAUUAAAAGAGGUUAAUUUAGACAAUAGAAUAUCAUGGUUAACAGUGUCGAAUGCUUUUUUUCAGGUCAAUAAAAACUGCUCCCACAACAUGCCCCUGAUCUAAAGAAUGUCUUAUAUUUUCUAAAAAAAUAACAGUUUCCGUAGAGUGCUGGGGCCUAAAAUCAAACUGCUGUGGGUGAAGGAAAUUAUUAUACUCUAAGUGAUGUAUUAAUUGUUCUAAGACCUUAGACAUGACAGGUAAAAUCGAAAUUGGACGAUAAUUUGAGACCAAAUUGGAAUCACCAGAUUUAAAAAUUGGAGUAAUAAUAGCUUUUUUUCUGGGAAUUUGCUUUCCCUAAUUGAUAAGUUUAUUAAGUGAGACAAUGGAGCUGUCAAUAAGGAGCUAUAUUUCUUAAUAAAAUUACUAUCCAAGUAUGCUUAUUAUGAUCUUCUUUGAAGUACUCUUGUGCGCUGGACAUCUUGGGUCGUGUUUUUACCGCUUCAAUUUGUCUCCGUCAUUUUCAUAAUAAAACACAUUUUCACUGAGCUGUAAAGUGACAUCACUAACGGAGCUUGUUGCAUAAAUCCAACUAAUUGAUAAUGAAAUUCGUUGUCGAUGAUCUUCAUUAUCGAUAAUGAUCUAUUAGUUGUUGCAGCCCUAAUUCAAUUUGACCUCAUCGUAUUAUUUGUUGUAAUGUGUGAGAAUUUUGUAUAUUAAAUAUGUAUGGAGCUUGAGAAGGACAUGAUGCAAACCUCUUGUCAAAAUCCUUUGAACAUGGCCAAGUCAUUUAAUUCUCAGGCACUCAUUUUGGGGGCUCACACUCAGAGGGGGCACUAAAAAUUUGUUUGUUCUGUAUAACCACAUACAGUAUAAUACCUCAAUUGCAUUGAGAGACUUUUUCAAAGGAGUGUAAUUUGGUCAAAUACUAGUACUUGUUUACAAACUGAUGGCCAAAUGCCACUUUCUUAUGAUCCAAUGGAUUCCUGUAAAGUAUUGCUUUGUAGAAAACUGAAGGUAAGCUUUUAUUCUGCUUAUCAUCACCUCAUUAAUUGUCCUAUUGAUUAUCAGAACAUGAAGGAUCCAAGAAAUUGUAAAACUUGUAUUGUAAAACAACACACCAAUGCAAAUCCAGGUCAUGAAGAUCUAAACUGACUGUUACCACUGCCAGCAUAAAGAUCAAAUUCAGACACUGAGAAAACAAAAUACACAAAUCAGAUUGAUUAUGAAUGGUGAUUUUUAACAAAUGAUUAUUAUAUAUGGGACCCAAAUUCCAUCAAUGGCACUUCAAAAGUGUUAUGCUUCUUUGCACUAUGGAUAAUAGGUGUAUUUAAUGAAGAGUUAUUUUGAACAUGUAUUAUUUGUCUUAAGUAGUUAUUUAUGACUGAAGCAUAUUGACUUUAUAAUGGUUUAUGUUUUUAUAGGGAACACUCAACCACUCCAAGUAGUUUGGUGUUACCCAAAGAUUUUACUGUACUUGUAACUUAUUUCUAUAUCAUUUUUUUUUUUUUUUUUUGGUGUGUUGUCCAUUUUAGCUGUAUAUAAUGUGAAUAUUAUUUUACAACUGCUCAGUAAGAAUUAUGCUAUAAUGUUUGUAUGUUUUGCAGGCAUAGACUAAAUAAAUCUGUUUCGAAAGGACAGCUUUUUCAAAAUGUAUUUCUUUAGUCAUUUUAAAACAUGUCUAUAUGCUUAUUUAAAGGGUUAGUUCACCUAAAACUGAAAAUUCUCUCAUUUACUCACCCUCAUGACUUUCUUUCUUAUGCUGAACACAAAUUAAGAUUUUUGGAAGAAAAUCUCAGCUCUGUAGGUCCAUACAAUGCAAGUGAAUGGUGGCCAGAACGCCAUAAAGCAGAUAAAGUCAGCAUAAAAGUAAUCCAUACCACUCCAUUGGUUAAAUCAAUGUCUUCUGAAGCGAUCCAGUUGGUUUUGGGUGAGAACAGACUUCCUAUAGCACCAUAUAGCGCUCUCUGCAUGCAUCAAGCACUAGUAAGUGUAAUUGAGCUUGAAAUCAUGAUCAACAAGGAAACAGCCGUCAAGAUGUACAGUAAAAAAAGAGUUACAUUUUGGUCUGUUCUCACCCAAAACCAAAUGGAUUGCUU
Molecule: messenger RNA, 5759 nt
Organism: Myxocyprinus asiaticus (Chinese sucker)
Lineage: Eukaryota; Metazoa; Chordata; Actinopteri; Cypriniformes; Catostomidae
Product: PH and SEC7 domain-containing protein 1-like
Exons: 14
Coding region: 211-1839 (542 amino acids)
Biological process (GO): regulation of ARF protein signal transduction
Molecular function (GO): guanyl-nucleotide exchange factor activity; phospholipid binding; protein binding
Source: RefSeq, a predicted model, not a curated record